Nestor notabilis (Kea) is the source of this 1098-nucleotide messenger RNA. It is a transcript of the gene TCHP, whose product is annotated as trichoplein, keratin filament binding. The transcript has 11 exons. The record is from RefSeq and is a predicted model, not a curated record. The annotation marks the transcript as partial. Gene Ontology annotation, biological process: apoptotic process. Lineage: Eukaryota; Metazoa; Chordata; Aves; Psittaciformes; Psittacidae. Gene Ontology annotation, cellular component: keratin filament.
GUCGCUGAGCAGCUGCUGUACGAGCACUGGAAGAGGAACAACGCGGAGCUCCGGGAGGUGGAGUCGGAGCUGCACAAGAAGCACGUGAGAGAGUCAGCUACAGCAAAAAUCCAAGUCUUGAACCAACAAGAAGCAACUGAGCUCAAAGAGAAAAAGCGUUACGAAAACGAGUACGAAACCGCGCGAAGGGAAGCGCUGGAAAGAAUGAGACAGGAGGAAGAGAAGCGGCGGCGGGAGGAGAAGCAGCAAGCGGAGAUGCUGCUGCAACAAAUAGAAGAACUGAAGUUACAGGAGAGAGAGGCAACAAAGCUGAAAAAAGAACAGGAGAAUUUAUUGAAGCAGCAGUGGGAGCUGGAGAGCUUGGAAGAAGGAAGGAAACAAAUGGAAGAGCACAGGAAGAAGAGAGAGCUUGGUCGCUUUUUGAGGCAUCAGUGCAAUGCCCAGUUGCAGAGACGAGCUCAGCAGAUACAAGAGGAGCUGGAGAUAGACAGGCAAAUCUUAUCAGCCCUUCUUGAGAAAGAAGAUGAGGAGCAGCGCCGCCAGUCCGCGCGGCGGGAACGGGCUGUGGCAGAUGCUGCCUGGAUGAAACGUGUCAUUGAGGAGCAGCUCCAGUUAGAAAAGGAGAGGGAAGCAGAGCUGCAGACUAUUUUCAGAGAAGAAGCUAGAAAGAUGUGGGAGAAGAGGGAAGAAGAAUGGGAAAGAGAGAAGGCAGCCAGAGAUCGCCUGAUGAAUGAGGUCCUUGCAGGCAGGCAGCGCCAGAUCCAGGAGAAGAUGGAGUUAAACAGGCGAGCCCAAGAAGAGUCUAUAAAGUAUCGAGAGCAGCUGAUUAAAGAACUUGAAGAGGCAAAAGAGCUGACCCGGCGAGAGAAGGCGCAGGAGGAGGAACUGAAGACAGCACGCAGGCAGGAGCUGGAGGCGCAGCUGACAGAACGGCGCCUGCAAGAGCAGGAGGAGCAGCAGUGCCAGAGAGAGGAGGAAGAGGAGGAGAGAUCAGCCCGGCAGCGCUGCGAGGAGCUGGUGCAGCAGGAGGCCAAGCGCAUGGUGGAGCAGGGCUAUCGCCCCAGGCUCUACAGUUACCCCAAAGCAGCGUGGACUUGA